Morone saxatilis (striped sea-bass) is the source of this 6422-nucleotide messenger RNA. RefSeq names its product signal peptide, CUB domain, EGF-like 1 (gene scube1). Gene Ontology annotation, biological process: signal transduction. Lineage: Eukaryota; Metazoa; Chordata; Actinopteri; Moronidae. Gene Ontology annotation, molecular function: calcium ion binding. The record is from RefSeq and is a predicted model, not a curated record. Gene Ontology annotation, cellular component: cell surface.
CAUACACACACACAGUCCAAACCCCCAGAAAAGCCCUGCUGAAUCCUCACACCGUCUGUCAGCAUGGGGAGCGCUUGUUUUUCCCGGGACGUUUGUUUGUUUAUCCUCCUCAUAAAUACUUGCAGGGUGAUGGGGAAUGUCGGACUGGCAGAUGCAGACGAGUGCGCGGAGGGUUCAGACGACUGCCACAUCGACGCCCUCUGCCAGAACACGCCCAAGUCCUACAACUGCAUCUGCAAGCCGGGCUACAAAGGAGAUGGCAAGCAGUGCGAGGACAUGGACGAGUGUGAGAACGACUACAACGGGGGCUGCGUCCAUGAAUGCAUCAACAUACCUGGAAACUACAGGUGCACCUGCUACGAUGGAUUCAUGCUGGCCCACGACGGACACAACUGUCUGGAUGUGGACGAGUGUCUGGACAACAACGGUGGAUGCCAGCAAGUGUGUGUCAACACCAUGGGGAGCUACGAGUGUCAGUGCACGGAGGGAUUCUUCCUCAGUGACAACCAGCAUACCUGCAUCCACCGCUCUGAUGACGGGAUGAACUGCAUGAACAAGGACCACGGCUGCGCCCACAUCUGCAGAGAGGCUCCAGGCAAAGGCGGGGUAUCGUGCGAGUGCCGUCCUGGCUUUGAGCUGGCCAAAAACCAGAAAGACUGUACAUAGACCUGCGCCGUGAACAAUGGCGGCUGCGACAGGACAUGCAAAGACACGGCCACUGGGGUGCGCUGCAGCUGCCCCGUGGGAUUCACCCUGCAGCCAGACGGCAAAACCUGCAAAGACAUUGACGAAUGCCAGGAGAACAACGGAGGCUGCGAUCACUUCUGCCGGAACACGGUGGGCUCAUUCGAAUGCAGCUGCCAGAAGGGCCACAAACUGCUCACUGAUGAACGGACAUGCCAAGACAUUGACGAGUGCUCCUUUGAGAGAACCUGCGACCACACCUGCAUCAACUACCCAGGCAGCUUUGAGUGCUUGUGCAACAAGGGAUACAUCCUGUACGGCCUCACUCACUGCGGAGACAUCGAUGAGUGCAGCAUCAGCAACGGGAGCUGUGAGUACGGCUGCAUAAACACCCAGGGCAGCUACGAGUGUGUGUGUCCACCUGGACAGAAACUCCACUGGAACAAGAAAGAUUGCAUCGAGGCGGUGAAGUGUCUGCCCAAUGGGAAGCCAGCGCCCCGAGCCCAGCUGACCUGCACCAAGAGCGGAGGGGCGGAGGUCUGCUCGCUCUCCUGCCCCUCCAACGCCCUCUUCCUCGCAGACUCGGAGAACAGCUACACACUGAGCUGUGGAGUGCCCGUCCAGCCUGGUAAAGCUCCUCAGAAGAGGAAUGCCACCGCUGCCUUACCCACCUGUGCCGACACUCUGGCCCCGCCCAUCAAACAGAAGGCCAGGUUUAAGAUCAAAGACGCCAAGUGUCACCUGAGGCCCCGCAACAAGGAGAAACACAGAGAUUCAUCCAAGCAGAACCUGCAAGGAGGCCAGUUCCCCUGCACCGACAACUGCCAGGUCACUUUUGUCAACCUGAAGUGCGACUCGUCUAAGAAGCGCCGGCGGGGACGCAAAUCUCCUUCAAAAGAGGUUUCCCACAUCACAGCUGAGUUUGAGAUGGAGAUGAAGGAGGAAGAAGCCUCAGACUCGUGUAACGUGGACUGUGUGCGGGAGCGGAUGAAGCAGAAGCUGCAGAAUGCCAUGCGGACGCUCAGGAAGUCCAUCAACAAACAGCAGUUCUACAUCCAGUUCUCCGGGACAGAGUACGAGGUGGCCCAAAAACCGUCCAGGGUACCCGAGGGCGCGGAGGCCUGCAGCACCGGACAAGUCCUCCGAGACGGAAAGUGUGUGAGCUGUGCCAUGGGGACGUUCUACAGCGGCGAGCAGGAGCAAUGUGUCCAGUGUCCUUCCGGUACAUACCAGGACACGGUGGGUCAGCUGUCUUGUGAACCAUGUCCCAGCACUGAAGGACAGGGCAUCGCUGGUGCCAAGAACGUGUCUCAGUGUGGAGGUCAGUGUCCAGCAGGUCAUUCCUCUGCUGACGGCUUCCGUCCGUGCCAGCCCUGUUCGCUGGGCUCCUACCAGCCAGAACCCGGCCGAGUCCUCUGCUUCCCCUGCGGAGGAGGUCUCAUGACUAAGUAUGAAGGAGCUGUCUCCUUCAGGGACUGUGAGGCCAAAGUGCACUGUGCUCCAGGACAUUACUACAACUCCAGUACCCACCGCUGUAUCCGCUGCCCAGCAGGAACCUACCAGUCUGAGUUUGGGCAGAACUACUGCAUCACCUGUCCAGGGAACACCACCACUGACUUUGAUGGCGCCACCAACGUCUCCCACUGCAAAAAUCAGCUGUGUGGAGGUGAGCUGGGAGAAUACACAGGCUAUAUCGAGUCUCCCAACUACCCCGGGGAUUACCCGUCCAAUGUGGACUGUGUCUGGACCAUUAACCCACCACACAAGAGGCGGAUUCUCAUCGUAGUGCCAGAGAUCUUCCUCCCCAUUGAGGAUGAGUGUGGUGACGUGCUGGUCAUGAGGAAGAGUGCCCUUCCCACCUCCAUCACCACCUAUGAGACGUGUCAGACCUAUGAGCGACCCAUCGCCUUCACCUCUCGCUCUCGCAAGCUCUGGAUUCAGUUCAAGUCCAACGAGGGCAACAGUGGCAAAGGCUUCCAAGUUCCAUAUGUCACCUACGAUGAGGACUACCAGCAGCUGAUAGAGGACAUAGUGCGAGAUGGCAGGCUCUACGCCUCCGAGAACCACCAGGAAAUACUGAAGGACAAGAAGCUGAUAAAGGCCCUGUUUGACGUGCUGGCCCAUCCCCAGAACUACUUCAGGUACACAGCACAGGAGUCCAAAGAGAUGUUCCCUCGCUCCUUCAUCAAGCUGCUGCGCUCCAAAGUCACCAGGUUCCUACGGCCGUACAAAUAGACGGGGCCUCUCCAGUGUCCUGUUAAAGAUCCUCGUCAUCCUACGCCAUUUUUUAAUUCCAGCAACCUAAAUGUAAACCCCCCCCCCAUACAUUGAUGUACCUGUUCUAUGACUAAACAUCUUAAUUUCCUGUAUUUGUCACAUGAUACCUUUCCUCAUCUUUGACCCCUUUAACUAGUAAUCCAUCAUUAAUCCUUCCCUCCAUUGAGUGCAGCUUUUUCUAUAAGGUUUGACCAAUAUGGGUUUUUGAAGGCCAGUAUAGUGUAUAUUGUUUCUUUAAAUUUAACCAUUUUAUACCAAACGUGUCAUUUCAUUGCAUGUUUUACAGACUUCUUCUGUAGCUGUAGUCAGGGGUGGAAUCUACUUCAAAUCAGUAGUGGCCCUCAGUGACUGAUAACAGAUACAAGAUGGUAUACUGUUAGAACAUUCAUAAUUUGGCCUUAAUGGCUGCUUCCGGUGUUUCAUCAUUCAUUUAAGCUUUACCCAGCAGUAAUAUGCUGUUAUUCUGCAUAAAUAAAUAGAGGCGUGAACCCAUGUUGAGUAUCCCUUUGGUAUGUGUAAAUCCUCUGCCUUUUAGCCUAAAAGCUAAAACUGAAGCUACGCUGGCAGUCACCAGCCAGCUGCAUUUCUUUUUGUAUUGUUUUUGAGGCUUUGUAUGCCUUUAGAUAGCACCAGUAGCGAGAUGACAGGAAAUUGGGGAAAGAGAGAUGCGAUAAGAUCCCCAGCCAGACAUUACAGUUGAUGGUUGCCUUCUUAACCCCUAAGCCACAGGGCCCCCCAACAGCCAACAGCUUCACUGUGGGCAAGCCAUUGAUUAUACAUUUCUAAAGUCAGUUAAGUACAUGGUAUUUUAAAGCAGCCCCCCUAUUUAGUAAAAGGCCAGUAUCAGCAAACCAAUAUAUAUCGGUCAAACCCUAUUUCUGCACACAUACUUCUUACUCAUACUUACUCUCCCAACCAUUCCCAGAUCUCUGCACCUUCAUUAACACCUUUUGUUCUGCGAUCUUCCUUCCUUUCCCUCCCUCCACCUCUCUCAUUUUAUUUUGCUCUGCUUUGUUUUUCCAUGUCGUGGUUUUUGUUUUUGUAAUAUUUAUACUGAACAAGUCAGAACUUGCAGAAGCCCACAUCACAGAUGUUUUAGAUGCGACAUACAUACAGAUGUGUAUGACAUUUAUGUUUGUGUGGACAUACACAGCAUGAUGUGUUAAGACGCAUUGGCCCACACAGUGUACAUGGAUGUAUACUGAAUUCUUCAUUGGCCCCCGAAGUGCACGAGACAGAGAUGAGGAAAACAAUUGGUGCACUUAAAGACACAUUUUAACAUGGAAAAUGAUUGGAAAGAAAUGUUAAAGUGGGGAAAUUGAAACCAUUCCACUUCAGUGGGUGCUUUAUCCAUUGGAACACAGGGAAAGAUUAAAUGGGGUGAAUCAGAAAGUCUAUAUUGUAAUUUUUUUUAAAUAAUAAAAAAAGAUAUAUAACAAGAUGAGAUAAACUACCUGCAAGUAACAGAUUGUUACUUUAGAGAGAAAUGUAUGUGAUGUAACUAAUAUUUGGAACUUUAAUUGCACUUGAAUUUUAUAUUUUAAACUGUAGGAAAAAAAGAUCUAAGUUACGUAUUUGUUACCUUUUUUUUGUGUUGUUUUGAAAUGUGCCACAUGUGGCGGUGAUGAGAGAGAAAGACAGCUGUGUCUCCUGUUAUUGCUCCCACUCUGUAGCUCGCAGUUGCCCCAAAAAUCUCUCAGUUACAGUAGUUUCAAGCCCCAUUCACAAACACACACCACGAGGAAACAUUUAGGUCGAAGCUUCAGCAUCUCAAAAGACUGUUAAACUAAUGCGCACAGAGGAAAGACAGUGUAAGCAACCUGCCACCACCACUACAGUCUGUGUUUUCACUGCCCAGUCCUGCUUCAUCCGUCCUAUAGCUGCCAGAGAGAAGAAGCAUCACCAUAAAGGCUUCUUGUAUGAUGGCAUUAUACAUACAUACUGCUACAGUAUAUGCCUGUUUCUGAAACACUGCUUAUCUGCAUUCACCCAGAUGCAACCUCUUUCCAUUAAAUAGUAUAGUGUGUAUACUAUGCUUUUCUUUUAUAACCCAACUAAAUGUUUCUGUGUCAUUCCCAUUGGUAAUAAUAUGUCUAUGAAAUCCUAUAUAUUGAAGAUGGCCUAUAUCUGCACAAUGCGAGUGGAGUUGAAAGAUGUCUGUUGCGACUGGAGUGUUGGUCUGGAGGUGAAUGUAGUGGCAGGGACACAGUCGGAAUAAUGUCUGUGUGUCCGUAGCACUUGCAGCUUCAACUGUAAGAAAGUGAACUUUAUCUGUGUGUUGUUGAUAAAGAGGCAAGCUUUCCCUGACAGAUUAGCAUAAUGCAUAUGUGAUACUCCUUGGCGUUGAAGCUAAACUACUGUUAACAGUGGCAUUUAUGUGAAGAGAAAGCUUCUACUCUUUGUGCCGAGCACAACGAAGAUAAGGGAGUGUCAGCUUAUCAAAGCCCAGUGAUUAUAGAUUUAAAAGACCAGGCUGGAGCUCUUGCAUGUUUUAGCUCAUUUACUACAAAUCGUGUAUACUGCUUAGUAUUUUCCCGAAUUAGAUUUUAAGUUUACUUUUUCCCAGGCAGCAACUGGUUUCAGUUCAUUUCAGAACACUCUGAAAAUCAGUGUGCACAGACUCGCACAACUACUUUGGGAAAAUCACAUGAGAAGAUUGAUACCACUCAUGUUUGUGCAGUACAUAUGUAGCUGUAGCCAGCAGCCUGUUAGCUUAGUUUAGCAUAAAUUAGCGAAAAUGUGAAUCAGCUAGCCUUGAUCUGCCAACCAGCACCUCUAAAACUCAUUGAUUAACCUGUCAUCUAAAUUGCAAAACAAAAAAUAUUCACUUUCCACUGGAUGUCGCACUAGAGCAGCAGCAUCUUAGACCAAAACAAUAAAACAAUAACCAAUGCUGCUUUGGUCGAAAUAAAUCCUUAAUUCAGAGUUAGAUAUGGUUGCUAAUGUUGGGGUCAAAUGCAGCAAUCAAAGUAUGUUGUUGUUGUGUGUCUGACAGCAUUAUGGAGAGGAUCUCUACAGAGAUAGACCUUUUGUUUAAUCAGAAACAGCUGGAAUAUCACUAUCACUCUCCACCAGCCUCCAUAAACAAAAACGGUAAUUUUACCUUGCAUACCAUCGUAACAUCAUAACUUCAUUCAAAGUGUUCCAACAAUCACCAACUGGUUUGGUCCAAAUAAAUCCUUAACAGCAGUUUCAGUCUCUGCACACAGAGCAGUAAACAAACCAAACUUUUGUAAACAAACCACAGAGAGGCUGCGAUAGCAACACAGGCAGAGUGUGACAUUCUCUGCUCAGGACAGCAUGACUCCACUAUAUCUUUACAUAGCUAAUAGUUGUUUGCUGCUAUAUUAAUGUUUUAAACCUCAUAUAUAUAACCUUCAAUUAGUUAACUUUAGAGGUGCUGUUAGGUGGAUUUUGUUCCAUAUUCCAGAACAGACGACCAAUACAAGUUAUUAAAAUGC